Camelina sativa (false flax) is the source of this 961-nucleotide messenger RNA. RefSeq lists its product as uncharacterized. NCBI's taxonomy places the organism in Eukaryota, Viridiplantae, Streptophyta, Magnoliopsida, Brassicales, Brassicaceae. The record is from RefSeq and is a predicted model, not a curated record.
CAUAAAACACUCACACUCGCACGAACCGCCAUAAACACUCACACUGUAUCUACAAAAUCUUCCGUAAACGAAGAGAGAAGAAAGAGAGAGAAAAAAAAAAAAAAAGCUACGAAUCCUCUUCUUCGAUUGCGCGACUGAAGCUUGAAAUUGCAUCUAUGAUCGAUCUUUUGAUUGCGUGAGUUCAGAACCUCUUCUUUGGUUGCGCGAUUAAAGCUUUAAAUUGCAUUGUCUGAAAUGGCUCGCAAUCUCCAAAACUACUCUCGAGUGGAGGAUCUGUUGGAUAUUAAAGAGAUUCUGCAUCGGUCCAGAUAUGAAUGGUUGGAUUCCCAUGAUGUUAUAAACAUCAUGGCUGUUCAAAAUAAUCUACCAACAUCCACAGAGAUGGUAGAGCCAUUCAAGGAAGGCUUGUUUCUUUUUCACUCUGGAGAACUCACAGAUGCUAAUGACUGGGACUUCAAUGGGGACAGAGUUACUCAACCAGCACUGCCUAUCUACUACCAGUCAUCGAGGUUACCUCUCGUCCCCCUUGAUAUUGGGAUGCGCAGUAAUUACUGGCGCAGGACUUAUUAUCCAGCAGGGGCUUCCCAAUUUAAAAUAGCUCAGUACAUAAUUGUACACUUGCCAGACGAUGUUUUAUCGUCAGAUGAUUCAGGAAUGAGAGUCACAGUCCUGAACACUGGCAGUAGUAGUGAGGAAGAAGAGAGUGGUGAGGAAGACGAUAGUGCCGAUGAAGAAGAGAGUGGUGAGGAAGACGAGAGUGCCGAUGAAGAAGUCAUUGUAUAGCCUCACAAUCUCCAAAACGACUCUGACUCUGAGCAUCUAUUGGAUAUUGAAGAGAUACUGGUUCGGUCUACACAUGAAUGGUUGGAUUACCAUGAUGUUACUAACUUCAUGGCACAUGCAGACCAUCUAACAGUAUCCACCAAGAUGGUAGAGCCGUUGGUCAAUUUAACAAAUGUAA